Molecule: messenger RNA, 1675 nt
Organism: Gracilinanus agilis (Agile Gracile Mouse Opossum)
Lineage: Eukaryota; Metazoa; Chordata; Mammalia; Didelphimorphia; Didelphidae
Gene: NFKBIL1
Product: NFKB inhibitor like 1
Exons: 4
Coding region: 319-1386 (355 amino acids)
Biological process (GO): canonical NF-kappaB signal transduction; negative regulation of toll-like receptor signaling pathway
Cellular component (GO): nucleus
Molecular function (GO): protein binding
Source: RefSeq, a predicted model, not a curated record
AGCCCCCAAAAGGUAGUUAGAGAGCUCUUUGAGUAAGAAGAAUCCUUCUUGGUCACCCUGAGUUCAAUCCCUGGUCUUACACAUUUCUCCAAAGGAACCCUGACAUUUAGGGCCUAGACUCCACCUCACAUCCCUACCCCCACCCUAUAGCGGCUCCUCUUAAUAAUCUAAAUGUCCAUUCCUCUUUAAUCCCUGUUCCCCGACAAGGUUCUCACUCUUUCUGGCAUCCGCCACCUUCUCAGCCGCUCUUUUCUCAGCCUGCAGCAGCUGCUGGAUGCCUUGGGAUUGACUGGCCAUCUCUCCUGCCUAAGAGCCAUCAUGAGUUCUUCCUCUCGCCAACGACAUAGGGAGAGACGUUUCCGAAAAUAUCUGUCUGUUGGACAGCUGAGCAAGGCUAAGUCCCUCUUUCAACGCCACCCAAGGCUGAAUAUAGAUGCUGGAGAACCACCACCACUCCAUCGAGCUUGUUCCCGUAAAGAUGCCCCUGCCUUUCAUUUGCUACUCCAUCUUGGGGCUGACCCCACUCACCAGGACUGCCAUGGGAAUACUGCCCUGCAUGCUGCUGCCCAACAGGGUCCUAGUGCCUACAAGGACUUCUUCGUACCUCUGAUGACACGGUAUCCCACUGCCGUGAAGAUGAAAAACAAGCAAGGAGAGACCCCUGAGGAGCUUCUGGGCUGGGAAAUGCCCCCAGAGUCAUUUUUAGAAAUGGAGGAAGAAAAAGAAAAGGCUGACAGAGAAAAAAAAUGGAGGCAAAAACUUCAGGACGAGCUGGAGGAUGAGUGGCAAGAAAUGCUGGGGAGGUUUGAGGAUGAUGAGGACACCCCAGAGCCUGAGUCUUUCUCUGCUUGGACUGAACGUUUGGCCCGAGAACAUGCUCAGAAACAACGACAGCAACAAGCAACAGAAAGAGCCCAGCAUCCAAAAUGUCCAUCCACCUCAUACCACAGCUGGCAGCAGCAGGAGAAGGAGCGUUGUCUCUUCCAAGAGCGAGCCCAGAAAAAGGAAGAAGAACUGAGAGAAAGCCGAGCCAAGAAGGCCCAGGAAACCAGAGGGCAUUGUUGGGGAGACCCCACUAGGACAAAGCUCAAGGGAGACUUCACCAGGAGUGGGGACAGACUCUGGUGCUUUGAAGAUAUACCCUGGCCCUGCCUUGGAGGAAGGGACCCUGAGGCAAUGGCAGCAGCCCUGGUGGCCAGGGGCCCCCCAUCCACAGAUAGGAUAGCCCUAAGGAAGUACUUAAGGACCCAGCAGGUUCAAUGGCAUCCUGACCGAUUCCUGCAGAGAUUUGGGGGCCAAAUUGAAACUAGGGAAAGAAAAAAAGUAAUGGAGAUUGUUACAGCUUUGUCUCAGGCCCUUAAUCGCCAUGCAGAAAGCCUGAAGUGACCCAGGCCCGUGUUUUUGUUUUUUGUUUUUUUUUUCAAAGAUAAUUAUUUUAUUACCUAUUCUUCAGGUAUCACCUCAGAAACAAUCUAAUUAUAUACAAAAAUUUUGAAUGUUGAAUAAAUGCUAGUUGAUAAAAAUAUUAUAUAGCUGCUGACAUGGGAAAAUUUGGGGGGAAAUUAAAGCAAAUUAAUACUACAGGCUCAAUGUAAGCAAAAGGAUUUGGGGGACAAGGACAACACAUGGGGCCCAUAAUGAGGAGGAGAUGGAAUAUAGGGAUAAAAAAGGGGUG